Molecule: messenger RNA, 3474 nt
Organism: Doryrhamphus excisus (bluestripe pipefish)
Lineage: Eukaryota; Metazoa; Chordata; Actinopteri; Syngnathiformes; Syngnathidae
Product: protein phosphatase 1H
Biological process (GO): protein dephosphorylation
Cellular component (GO): mitochondrion
Molecular function (GO): [pyruvate dehydrogenase (acetyl-transferring)]-phosphatase activity
Source: RefSeq, a predicted model, not a curated record
GUGACCCUAAUGAUGAGCAGCAUAAUAGAGAUUUAAUGGAAGAACUGCUGCUAAUGCUAGCCGAACUUUUCGGUCUAGCCAUCUUGGUUGAUUCACCUUUGACCUCAGUCAGCAUCCCGCCCUGUGAAGUCAGCACGUGAAGCAACCGGUGGGUCACGUGACCUGUUCUCGCUUUGUACGUGCGUGCGCGCGCGUGUCGUGUAUUUCCGCAUUGGAUGAGAGGCGCUGACACGGUGGAGUGUUCUUCCAGUGCGUCUGCCUCCCUCGUCUCCACGGUGGCCGCAGACACAGUUUAGCUCGGCCGCCAUGCUGACGCGGGUGAAAUCGGCCGUGGCCACCAUCAUGGGAGGCGUGAUGCCCGGCGGCGGCGGCGGCGAUACCUCCGGUGCCUCGGAUGUGCCGUCCAAAUUUCCGUACAGCAGACCGGAGUUCCUGGGGCUGUCUCCGGACGAGGUGGAGUGCUCGGCGGAUCACUCUGCCAGACCCAUCGUCACCAUGAAGGAGAGCAAGAGGCUUCCCUGGUCCACCGGAUAUGCAGAGGUGAUCAAUGCAGGGAAGAGCACUUUGAAUGAGGAUCAGGCCUGCUGCGAGGUGCUCGUGGUCAAGAGAAGACUACCAGGAAGCUCCCCGGCGUCUAGCCGGGGCCUCGUGGCCCGCCGGAGGUCCUCGCUGCCGAACGGAGAAGGUCUGGGCCUCCAGGAGGACCUGGUCAACGCCGAUGACCUGACCUUCCACUACUGGGCGCUGUUCGACGGUCACGCCGGUUGCGGCGCGGCCGUGGUGGCGUCACGCCUUCUCCAUCACCACAUCGCUCGGCACCUUCAGGAGGUCAUGAACAUCCUGUGCACGCCCGACCUCCAGCCCCCAACCUGCCUGAGCGAGGAGCUCACCCAGCACAACCUCGCCUCGGCGUCGCAGCGGGCCCUAACCAGGGCUGUCUCUCUACGAGGGGCGGCGGGUGCUCCGGCCUCACCCAAUGCCCCGCCCGUUCGCUUCUUCGCUGAGAAGAAAGUGUCGCAAGAGAGCCUGGUGGUUGGCGCCAUUGAGAAUGCAUUCAAGGACAUGGAUGUCCAAAUAGAGAAGGAGAGGGCCGUCUACAACAUCUCAGGAGGCUGCACAGCUCUGGUGGUUGUCUGCGUACUUGGUAAAAUCUACGUGGGCAAUGCCGGCGACAGCAGAGCUGUCAUUAUCCGCGGAGGGGAGGUCAUCCCAAUGUCAAGAGAGUUCACACCGGAGUCAGAGAGGCAGCGACUGCAGUUCCUGGCGUACAUGCAGCCUCACUUGCUAGGAAACGAGUUCACGCAUCUGGAGUUCCCUAGAAGAGUGCAGAAGAAAGAGGUGGGGAAGAGGAUGCUGUACCGUGACUUCACCAUGUCGGGAUGGGCGUACAAAACCAUCCAAGAUGACGAUCUGAAGUUUCCCCUCAUUUACGGCGAAGGCAAGAAAGCUCGCGUGCUAGCAACCAUCGGCGUUACAAGAGGUUUUGGUGACCACAGCCUUAAAGUCCACGACUCCAACAUCCUCAUCAAGCCUUUCCUCUCCUGCUGUCCUGAGGUCCAAGUGUACCCGCUGGCACAGCACCAACACGGCACAGACGACGUCCUGGUUCUCGGGACUGACGGUCUGUGGGACGUCCUCUCCAACCAGGAAGUGGCCGAGGUGGUCGUUUGCUUCCUGGCCAACUGCGACCCCGACGACCCACACAGGUACACCAUGGCCGCCCAGGAGCUGGUCAUGAGUGCUCGCGGCGUGCUCAGGGAUCGAGGCUGGAGGAUGUCCAGCGAUAGAUUGGGCUCCGGAGACGACAUAUCGGUCUACGUUAUCCCGCUUGUGCACGGAAACGCGCUCAACUAAAACACAAUCUUUCUCAUCCAUUUCUCCCGUGCAGGUUUAUAUGAAGCCAUAUUGUACUUGGACUCUGCACAAUAUUUCCCAAUGUGAACUUGUAAAUAUAUGCUUUUCAUAUACAGUGAAGAAAAUAAGUAUUUGAACACCCUGCUAUUUUGCUAUUUCUCCCACUUAGAAAUCAUGGAGGGGUCUGAAAUUUUCAUCGUAGGUGCAUGUCCACUGUGAGAGAGAUAAACUAAAAAGAAAAAUCCAGAAAUCACAAUGCAUGAUUUUUUAACAAUUUAUUUGUGUGAUACAGCUGCAAAUAAGUAUUUGAACACCUGAGAAAAUGAAUGUUAAUAUUUGGUACAGUAGCCUUUGUUUGCUAUUACAGAGGUCAAACGUUUCCUGUAGUUUUUCACCAGGUUUGCACACACUGCAGGAGGGAUCUUGGCCCACUCCUCCACACAGAUCUUCUCUAGAUCAGUCAGGUUUCUGGGCUGUCGCUGAGAAACACGGAGUUUGAGCUCCCUCCAAAGAUUUUCGAUUGGGUUCAGGUCUGGAGACUGGCUGGGCCAUGCUAGAACCUUGAUAUGCUUCUUACGGAGCCACUCCUUGGUUUUCCUGGCUGUGUGCUUCGGGUCGUUGUCGUGUUGGAAGACCCAGCCACGACCCAUCUUCAAUGCUCUGACAGAGGGAAGGAGGUUGUUCCCCAAAAUCUCACAAUACACGGCCCCAGUCAUCCUCUCUUUAAUGCAGUGCACUCGUCCUGUCCCAUGUGCAGAAAAACACCCCCAAAGCAUGAUGCUACCACCCCCAUGCUUCACAGUAGGGAUGGUGUUCUUCGGAUUGUACUCUUCAUUCUUCUUCCUCCAAACACGCUUAUUGGAAUUAUGACCAAAAAGUUCUAUUUUGGUCUCAUCUGACCAUAAAACUUUCUCCCAUGACUCCUCUGUAUCAUCCAAAUGGUCAUAUGCAAACUUAAGACGGGCCUUGACAUGUGCUGGUUUAAGCAGGGGAACCUUUCGUGCCAUGCAUGAUUUCACAUCAUGACGUCUUAGUGUAUUACCUACAGUAACCUUGGAAACGGUGGUCCCAGCUCUUUUCAGGUCAUUGACCAAGUCCUGUCGUGUAGUUCUGGGCUGAUUCCUCACCUUUCUUAGAAUCAUUGAGACCCCACGAGGUGAUAUCUUGCAUGGGGCUCCACUCCGAUUGAGAUUGACCGUCAUGUUUAGCUUCUUCCAUUUUCUAAUGAUAGCUCCAACAGUGGACCUUUUUUCACCAAGCUGCUUGGUAAUUGCUCCGUAGCCCUUUCCAGCCUUGUGGAGGUGUACAAUUUUGUCUCUGGUGUCUUUGGACAGCUCUUUGGUCUUCGCCAUGUUACAAGUUAAAGUCUUACUGAUUGUAUGGGGUGGACAGGUGUCUUUAUGCAGCUAACGACCUCAAACAGGUGCAUCUGAUUCAGGAUGAUACAUGGAGUGCAGGUGGACUUCUAAUGGGCAGACUAACAGGUCUUUCAGGGUCAGAAUUCUAGAUGAUACACAGGUGUUCAAAUACUUAUUUGCAGCUGUAUCACACAAAUAAAUUGUUAAAAAAUCAUGCAUUGUGAUUUCUGGAUUUUUCUUUUUAGUUUAUCUCUCUCACAGU